AUGCCGGUCGUCAAUCCAGAAAAGCUGGUUUCUCUGCAGCAAAAUGCCCAAGAUAUUAGAAAUAUAUGCAUAUUAGCUCAUGUUGAUCAUGGGAAAACUUCCCUUUCAGACGCAUUGAUUGCCACAAAUGGCAUCAUCUCCCCAAAACUCGCUGGCAAAAUACGAUACCUCGACUCUCGUCCAGAUGAACAGACGCGCGGAAUUACUAUGGAAUCAUCCGCCAUAUCAUUGUAUUUCUCCAUGCUAAGACGAAAUGCGCCAGAUGCUACAUCUGAACAAAAAGAAUACUUGAUCAAUUUGAUAGAUUCGCCAGGGCAUAUAGAUUUCAGUAGUGAAGUAUCAACUGCCUCGCGGUUGUGCGAUGGCGCUGUCGUUCUAGUAGAUGCGGUCGAGGGAGUUUGUAGUCAGACUGUUACUGUUUUGAGGCAGACAUGGGUCGAACAUAUGAAACCUCUAUUGGUAAUCAACAAGAUGGACCGACUUAUUACAGAACUGAAGAUGACCCCAGCGGAAGCAUAUACACAUUUGAGCAAACUUCUGGAGCAAGUCAAUGCUGUUCUCGGAAGUUUCUUCCAGGGUGAGAGAAUGGAGGAAGACUUGAACUGGAGGGAGAGAGUCGACGAGAGAAUUGCUGCAGCCGCUGCAAAAGAACAGGAACGAUCGGAAAAUGAUGGAAGCACCUCGAUCGAUACCGAGGCUAUUAAUGAAUUCCAAGAAAAGGAUGAUGAGGAUAUUUACUUUGCGCCAGAGAAAAACAAUGUGAUAUUUAGCAGUGCCGUUGACGGAUGGGCAUUCACCGUCAGACAGUUCGCCAGCUUAUAUGAGAAGAAAUUAGGAAUCAAAAGAACCGCAAUGGAGAAAGUAUUAUGGGGAGAUUUCUACCUGGAUCCGAAGACCAAAAAAGUCCUUGGACCAAAACAUCUCAAGGGGCGAAAUCUGAAACCAUUGUUCGUCCAAUUAGUCUUGGAACAGAUCUGGGCUGUGUAUGCGGCAACAACCGGUGGUGAUCAAGGGAGAGGUGAUCCUGCCAUGACAGAAAAAAUCAUAAAGUCAUUAAACAUUACUUUACCUGCACAUAUUACACGUUCCCGCGAUCCGCGAGCUAUCCUGACAACAUUGUUUGCAGCAUGGCUUCCAUUAUCAACAGCUCUACUAGUUUCCGUCAUCGAAUCUUUACCUGCUCCGCCUGCUGCUCAAGAGGGAAGACUACCGGCACUUAUCGACGCAUCUCCCGGAGCAUCGCACGUAGAUCCGAAAGUUAGGGAGGCAAUGAUUAAAUUCAAAACUUCAAAGGAAGAGCCAGUUGUGGCUUAUGUGAGUAAGAUGGUUUCAAUACCAGAGAGCGAACUUCCUCAGAACAAGCGACGAGGAGGUACUCUGAGUCCUGAAGAAGCCCUGGAAAUGGGUCGACGAAAGCGAGCCGAGAUCGCAAGACAACAGGCUAUAGAAGAAGCCUCUGAAUCUGUUGAUGGGAUAAUAUCCGAUGCACUUGGAGCAGUAAAACUUGAGGAGCCUGCCGAGGAAGAGAAGAAAAAUGAUCCAGAACAUCUGAUAGGUUUUGCACGAAUAUAUUCCGGAACUUUAUCCGUAGGGGAUUCUAUUUAUGUACUACCGCCAAAGUUCUCUCCUGCGCAUCCACACAACAGUCCUGAACCACAAAAGGUUACAGUCACUGCGUUAUACUUAUUGAUGGGCCGUGGACUCGAACCACUCACUUCUGUUCCAGCUGGUGUUGUGUUCGGUAUCGGAGGUCUGGAAGGCCAUAUCCUCAAAUCUGGAACCCUCUGCAGUCAAUUGGAAGGUAGUGUGAAUCUCGCAGGAGUCAAUAUGGGCUCUCAACCUAUUGUCCGUGUCGCCUUGGAACCAGCUUGGCCUGGGGACCUUGAUAAAAUGAUUCGAGGUCUUAACUUACUCGUUCAAAGUGAUCCUUGUGCUGAGUACGAACAAUUCGCAAGUGGUGAACAUGUUCUACUCACAGCAGGUGAAUUGCAUUUGGAACGUUGUUUAACAGAUCUCCGUGAAAGGUUUGCUGGAUGUGAUAUUCAGGCAGGAGAGCCGAUUGUACCAUAUCGAGAAACUAUUGUUAGGGCUGAAGAUAUGAAACCUCCAGCAAAUAAGGAGCUCGGAAGAGGUACUGUUGUAUUGUCAACUACGUCAAAACAGAUCACGAUUAGAUUAUGUGUAAGACCUCUUCCAGUGGAAGUUACCGAGUUUUUGGGCAAGAACGCCGGUGCCAUCAAGAGACUUUAUUCUGAUCGUCAAGCUCGGGAAAAGAGCAAGAAGGGCGGUGACAAUUCCAUCCAAGAGUCAACUGAACAGGAAGAGGUUGAUGAAGUAUUGGGCGGUGAGAAAGUCCUAUCAUUGGCUGAGUUCAAGGAAGAACUCCAAAAAGUAUUUGAAGGGGUAAAAGGUCAAAAGGACAUCUGGGCUUCAGCUGUAAACCAAAUUACUGCUUUUGGUCCACGAAGAACUGGACCCAAUCUUCUGAUUGAUUCCACAGCCGAAGGAAUCCUUGGAGCGUUCCUCCGUGAAGACACUGCUACCGACUCCCAGCCAUCAGCAGCUCAAACCCAAACCCUCCAAGCCCGCUCCUUUUCCGACAAAAUCAGCUAUGCGUUCCAACUCGCCACUGCUCAAGGACCCCUUUGCAACGAACCAAUCCAAGGAAUCGCUGUGUUCCUCGAAGAUGUGACCGUAGCUCCUUCUACUGACGAUGAUUCGUCCACUCGGGAUAACUUUGGUCGAAUAACUGGUGAAGUCAUCAAAACAGUUCAACAAGCUAUCAAACAAGGUUUCUUAGAUUGGUCCCCAAGACUUAUGCUUGCCAUGUACUCGUGUGAAAUUCAGGCUAGUACCGAAGUCCUCGGUCGCGUUUACGACGUGCUCACCCGUCGUCACGGACAAAUUCUCUCCGAAUCCCUCAAUGAAGGCACACCCUUCUUUACCAUCGUAUCGCUCCUCCCCGUCGCCUUAUCCUUUGGUUUCUCGGAUGAAAUCCGCAAACGCUCAUCCGGAGCAGCUAGUCCUCAACUCAUCUUCCAGGGUUAUGAAGUAUUGGAUGAAGAUCCUUUCUGGACACCCUUUACGGAGGAUGAUCUUGAGGAUCUUGGGGAGCUUGCUGACAAGGAAAAUGUGGCGAAGAAAUAUAUGGAUGGGGUGAGGAAGAGGAAGGGAUUGAGGGUUGAGGGCGAGAUAUUGGUGAGGGAUGCGGAGAAGCAGAAGACGUUGAAGAGGUAG
This is a messenger RNA of Sclerotinia borealis F-4128, 3237 nucleotides long. The record is from the annotation of a GenBank genome assembly. NCBI's taxonomy places the organism in Eukaryota, Fungi, Ascomycota, Leotiomycetes, Helotiales, Sclerotiniaceae.